Molecule: messenger RNA, 2263 nt
Organism: Schistocerca nitens (vagrant locust)
Lineage: Eukaryota; Metazoa; Arthropoda; Insecta; Orthoptera; Acrididae
Product: aminoacylase-1A-like
Exons: 8
Coding region: 54-1268 (404 amino acids)
Biological process (GO): amino acid metabolic process
Cellular component (GO): cytoplasm
Molecular function (GO): aminoacylase activity
Source: RefSeq, a predicted model, not a curated record
GAGCCAGUUACCAACGUGGGGGUCACACAGAGCAGACGUGAAGGGCACAAGUCAUGGCGACCUCUGCUAAAGCUGAAGAUGAAGCAGUUACUAAUUUUAGGACGUAUUUGAGGAUACCAUCAGUGCAACCAAAUAUAAAUUACGAUGAAUGUGUCAACUUUCUUAAGCAACAAGCUGAGAGCAUUGGUUUGGAUUUCAAAGUGUAUUCAGUGACUGCGGGAAAACCGAUCGUCGUGUUAACAUGGGAAGGAAAAAAACCAUCAGCAUCUUCUAUCCUCCUGAAUUCUCAUAUGGAUGUAGUUCCGGUGUUUCCGGAUAAAUGGAAACAUGAUCCCUUUGGUGCAGAAAAGGAUAAGGAUGGAAACAUUUAUGCUCGAGGCUCACAAGAUAUGAAGUGUGUGGGAAUACAGUAUCUGGAAGCAAUUCGCAGACUGAAGAAAAAAAAUGUCAGACUUCUGAGAACUAUACACGUCUCAUUUGUUCCAGAUGAAGAAAUAGGAGGCAUCGAAGGCAUGAAGAAAUUUGUAACUACUCUGGAUUUUCUCUCACUCAAUGUUGGGUUUGCUAUGGAUGAGGGCAUGGCAAGCCCAAAUGAGGAAUACGUUUUGUUUUACGGAGAGAGAAGCAUAUGGCAUCUGCAUAUACAUUGCCCUGGUUCCCCUGGACACGGUUCCCUUAUUCUACCUGACACUGCAGGAGAGAAAGUCAGGUACAUUAUAGACAAAUUUAUGGAUCUAAGACAGAAGGAAAAGGAAAAGUUGGAGAAAAACCCACAGCUCAAAUUAGGGGAUGUUACCACAAUAAAUCUUACACAGCUUCAGGGAGGAGUUCAGUCAAAUGUUGUCCCACCUGAGUUGACAGUAGUGUUUGAUGUAAGAUUGGCUCUCGAUGUUGCACAUACAGAGUUUGAAGAAAUGGUUAACAAGUGGUGUAGAGAGGCAGGAGAAGGAAUAUAUGUGGAGUAUGAACAAAAAUGUCCACUAGUUGAUGCAACAAAACUGGACAAUACAAAUCCAUGGUGGUUGGCAUUCAAAGCUGAAUGUGACAAAAUGAACCUCAAAUUGGUGCCACAAAUAUUUCCUGCAGCCACAGACAGCCGAUAUAUUAGAGGGAUUGGCUUACCAGCUUUGGGAUUUUCUCCAAUGAAUCAUACACCAGUACUUCUGCAUGAUCAUGAUGAAUACCUCAAUGAGAGCAUUUUUCUGAAAGGUAUUGAGAUAUACGAGAACAUAAUACCUGCUCUGGCAAAUCUGUCAGAUCCUCAGUAAUGUAUUUAUGUAACUUACUGGGAUGUUUAAGAACACAUUUACACCAAUGAUUUCACUAAAAGAAAGUGUUAAUAUGUGAAAACUGAUAUAUAUCUCCUCCUCUAUGCUGUUAAGUAAUCAUGUAGUCAAGAUUUAAUAUUAUUUACUGAGGUAAUUUUUAAAGCAAGGAUUCAAUUGAGAAAUAAUGAAAUAUAACAAUUUGUGUGAGGGAGAGUAGUAUCAGUUUCUCCUGAGAAAAUUCAUCCUUGUCUGUUUAAAAUGAAAAUAAGCAUUGUUACUCAUGGUUAUUUGUUAAAUUGUUCCCUCUUCAAUGUGUCAACAUUUCUAAAAUGUAUUCAUUGUGAGGUCUGUGUUGGAAACAUAAUUCCCAAACAAUUGUGACUUCAUGGACAUGAAAUUUUUGUUUUGCUUCAUCCUUAAAAACAAGUGACCUUCUUUCUGUUUCCUCACUGCAUUAAUACUGGUCUUAAAGACACAGUGGGAUACACAAAAUAUUUAACUACUUAAGUUUUAGGACAGGAUUUGUCUUGAUCAAAAUAAGUGUAUAUACAUAUUUUAGUUGUGUAAAUUGUCUAAAGAGCAACUUCUUUCACAUGCAUCAUUAGGCCAUUUUAAAAAUAAAAUGGCUUCCACAUGGUCACAAAACAGAAACAGCUAAAAGUUAAGCAGCUACUUCUAAUGUUUGGCAUUGUGCAUGUACAAAAUACGUGACAAUGAUAUGGCAACUAAUCAAGUUACUUUCAAGAAAGAAAAGAUGAUUUCCUCAAUGUGUGCAAUUUGUGGAAGUAACAGUUUGCUUAAAUAGUAGCCUUAACAAUAUUGUUGCAUGGUAGAAGAUAAACAUGAUUGUUUUUAGAUAUUUUUAUUUUACUUUUGUAUUUUAACCUCAUAUACUGAAACCUAUGUAGAGUGUUAUUUGUUGAAACACAGUGGUUGUUCUAAUUAAAAAUGUAACAAUAACCAGUAAUUAUAUUUAUACAGAAUUUCAAAUUAAG